Molecule: messenger RNA, 4283 nt
Organism: Cyprinus carpio (common carp)
Lineage: Eukaryota; Metazoa; Chordata; Actinopteri; Cypriniformes; Cyprinidae
Product: NACHT, LRR and PYD domains-containing protein 3-like
Exons: 12
Coding region: 1-3624 (1207 amino acids)
Source: RefSeq, a predicted model, not a curated record
AUGGGCCGCCAGCUGUUUUUCCCAGGCCUCUUUCGCCACAUCCAGGAGGCCGCGGGGUUGCCAGCCAAAGAGAGUCUGAUUAAAGCGUUUGACCAGUCUGUUGGUCUGGGGAUGGUUCAGACUGUGGUCCUCAACUGCUUCAUCCGUAACAGCCUGCAGAGAGGCUUGGCUUCACCCAUCAGCAGGGGAGCCAGCACUUGUGCCCAGUCAUCUGUAUGCCAUCCCUCCGAGGUUGCCGUGAUUUCAAACAUCUGCAAGUAUGCUUCCACAUCAUCAUGGGGGGUCAGCUUUGGUAGCAUCUUAGUGGCUUGUACUCGGGGGUCCGGCAAAAGGGCCUUGACGGGUGGCAAGAUGCUCAACGGUCUGUUGCUGGCGGAUGCUAACCUCGUGCAAAAAUCAUUAGAAACAGCUGAGAAACACACAAGAAAACAAGAGGAUUUCUGGCUACAGGGAUUCUUGAAAACUCACAAAAUGAGCAUGAAGGAGAAAGUAGAACAUAUUUUUGAGGGCAAAAAGAAAAAUGAAGCACACCUCAUGGAUGUUUACACAGAACUCUUUAUUACGGAGGGGGAUAUUAAAGAAGUCAAUCAUGAACAUGAGAUUCUGAAGAUUGAUGUUGUUUUUAAAACCUGUAAAUUACAUGACAGGCCAAUCAAAUGCAGUGAUGUAUUUAGUCUGAACAAAAAUAAGAAAAAGAUUCUGUUGACCAAAGGCAUCGCUGGCAUUGGAAAAACUGUCUCAGUGCACAAGCUCAUUCUGGACUGGACAGAAGGAAAAGCCAAUGACAAUAUUGAUUGUGUGUUUCUGCUUCCAUUCCGAAAGAUUAACUGCAUUAAAGACAGAGAGAUCAGUCUGCAUGAAUUACUACAGAAAUUCAAUCCUGAAAUGAAGGACCUAGAAACAAGACAGAUAUAUAAGAGCUGUACGCUUGCAUUUAUCUUUGAUGGACUGGAUGAGAGUCGACUGACUCUGGAUUUUGACAAUGGAAUGGUGACGAGUGUUGAGGAGCGAUCAUCUGUAGAUGAACUGUUUGCAAGUCUGGUGAAUGGGACUCUGCUUCCAUCAGCGCUUGUCUGGGUGACCUCACGACCAGCAGCAGCCAAUCAGAUCCCUCCUGAGUAUGUCGGGUUGUUCACAGAGGUGCGAGGAUUCACUGACCAGCAGAAGGAGGAGUAUUUCAGAAAGAGAUUCAAAGAUGAGACUCAGGCCUCCAGAAUCAUCUCACACAUUAAGAAAUCUCGAAGUCUCUACAUCAUGUGCUACAUUCCCGUGUUCUGUUGGAUCACAGCCACUGUUCUUCAAGACCCUACUGGGAACAAUGCAGAUACCAUCAAUAUGACGCUUACUGAAAUGAACAUCCACUUCCUGCUGAUCCAGAUGAACAUGAAAAGUCAGAAGUAUGACAGAAAAAAAGAAAGAGCCCGUACCAAGCUCUUAGAUACCAAUAAAACAAUGAUUUUGAAGUUAGCCAAGCUAGCAUUUGAACAACUAAAGAAGGAAAACGUUGUGUUCUAUGAGAAAGAUCUGAAAGCAUGUGGUAUUGAUGUGAGUGAAGACUUUGAGUCCACAGGAAUGCUGACUGAGAUCUUUCAGCAAGAAGCUGGACUUCAUGAGAUGAAGGUCUUCUGCUUUGUGCAUCUGAGUGUUCAAGAGUUCCUCGCUGCAGUGCAUGUGUUCCUCUGCUACCUGCACAAGAACAUGGAGGAGCUUCAGUUUUUCUUUAAAGAGCCACUGAACAAGGUCAGGAGUAAACAUCAUGUAACCGACAUCAAUAAAGUAGACAAAAAAGUUGCAUUGCAUGAUUUACUAAAAAAGGCUGUUGAGAUAGCAAUGCAGAGUCAGAGAGGACAUUUAGACCUUUUUUUGCGUUUUCUGCUGGGCAUUUCACUAGAAUCCAAUCAGAAACUGCUUGAAGGCCUUUUUACACACACUGAAGACAGCAAAGACAGCAUCAUGAAAACAACUGAAUAUAUUACAAAACAAUGUCAGUGCCAGAAGAUCUCACCUGAAGCUUCAAUCAACCUGUUCUGCUGCUUACUGGAGCUCAAUGACAAAUCAUUAUAUAUGGAAAUACAAAGCUAUCUCCGAUCCAAUCCAGAAAAAUUCCUCCCAUCUUCUAUGUGCUCACUGAUGACAUACGUACUGCUGAUGUCAGAGGAGGUGCUGGAUGAGUUCAACCUGAAGAAGUACAAGACCACAUGGGGAGGUUACAUGAGUCUCCUGCCUGCUGUAAGAAGCUGCAGAAAAGCCAUACUCAACAUCUGUGAACUCAGUGAUACCUGUUGUGAAACUGUGGCUUUGGCCCUGCAGUUACCAAAUUCACCCAUCAAAGAGUUGGACAUGAGUCAUAAUGGUCUGCAAGACUCAGGAGUGAAGAUGCUCUCUGAUGGACUGAAGAGUCCAGACUGUCAGCUGGAGAUUCUAAGAUUGGCAGGCUGUAAUCUCACUUUUCACUGCUGUACAAGUUUGCCAUCAGUUCUAAAAUCACCAAACUCCCGUCUGAUAGAGCUGGACCUGAGUGACAAUGAUCUCCAGGACUCAGGAGUGAAGCUGCUCUCUGUGGGACUGAAGAACCCAAAUUGUCAGCUGGAGAAACUGAGAUUGGCAGGCUGUAAUCUCACUCAGGAGUGCUGUGAAAGUUUGUCAUCAGUUCUAAAAUCAUCAAACUCCUGUCUGAGAGAGUUGAACCUGAGUAAAAAUGACCUGCAGGAUUCAGGAGUGAAGCUGCUCUCAGAUGGACUAAAGAGUCCAAACUGUCAGCUGAACAUAAUGAGAUUAUCUGGUUGUAUGGUAACAGAUGAAGGCUGUUGCUAUCUGGCUUCAGCUCUGCAUUCAAACCCCUCAUACCUGAAAGAGUUGGAUCUGAGCUACAAUCACCCAGGAAAAUCAGGAGUCAAGAUGCUCUCUGAUCUAUGGAACGAUUCAAACUGCACACUGGACAAACUUGAUGUGGAUCAUGGAGGAGAGUUCAGAAUUACCUUACAGCUACAGAACUAUGCCUGUGAUCUCACUCUGAAUCCAAACACAGCAAACACCCAUCUCAUUCUGUCUGAGGAGAACAGAAAUAUAACACACAUAUUUGAGAUUCAGCCAUAUCCUGAUCAUCCAGAGAGAUUUGAUGAGUGUUGUCAGGUCUUGUGUAGAGAGAGUCUGACUGGACGCUGUUACUGGGAGGUUGAAUGGAGUCAUGGGUGGGCUGAAAUAUCAGUUGCAUAUAAAGGAAUCAGCAGGAAAGGAAGGAGUAGCCACUGUAAAUUUGGAUAUAACGAAAUGUCAUGGAGUCUGAAAUGCUCUGAUUACAGAUUCAUUGGCCGUCACAAUAAUCUGAGAACUGUCAUACCUGCCCCUUUAUCCCCCUCUAACCGGGUAGGGGUGUUUCUGGACUGGCCGGCUGGUACUUUGUCCUUCUACAGCGUCUCUGACACACACACACUCACACACUUACAUACAUUCAACACCACAUUCACUGAACCCAUCUAUGCUGGCUUUAGGGUUUCUCUUCUUUCUUCAGUGUCUCUGUGUCAGAUUAAACCUUGUGUGAAGAACAACAGAAACACAGACAAAGGUGAAACAAGUGACACUGCUUAUUUCUCCACAGUAAAUAAAUUAGAGAGGGAGUGUUGAGUACAGCACCAUUUAGUGCCCAUGACUAGAGAUAUAAAGAUCUAUACCAUGGGUGUCACUAGGCCAUUUUAGGGAGGCUAUAGCCCCCCAAAAUGACUACUCAGCCCCCCUAAAAUUUUGCGAUUAGCUCCAUAAACUGUACACAAAUUCGUGAUCACCUCAGUCUCCUUAAAAUUUCAUAUGAAAACGGCGGUAGACUUUGUCUUCUCCCCAUCUUUCAUCAAGUUCUUCAAUCCGCAGACCGCGGCGGCGCAGCCCGAGAAACAGAGGACAAGGUGUGUGUUUAUUGAUAGAUGGUUAUAAUAUCUGCAUCUGUGCAGUUCUGUUCUUUGUCAUAAAUACAGUUUACAAAAUAUCCUAGAGGUGCAAUCAGUUCCCCAUAAGUUUUUGCUGCAUUCACCCCUCAUCACACCGCAGCUGUUUCAGCUUUUGACUGCUAAGUGGCGCUUUAACCACAAGUUAUCAAACAAAUGCAUCAAAGCACAUUUUCGCAAAUAGCCGUCAGCUUUGCCUCGCUGGUGUGUUACAUUUGACAGCUGCAGUCAGAGGAAAAUUAAAGAAAAACACUGUAGUUAAAAUAUUUUAUAUUCAUAGAUGAAACUUUAGUACCCUACUUAAGUUAUGUUUGUUUCUUAGAAUGAAUAAAACAGAAUAAAUAC